AGACCACUGCGUACUGUGAAUAAAAGGCUGGAGAGCCCACCAGCUGCCAAUAAUGUAAAUAGGACCAUAUUUUCAGAUACAGGUGAAAUCUCAGACCUUCACUGAUUCCACAUCAGUAAAUUAAAUGUGACCCUACUGAACUGGCCUCUGAAUUUGGUUGCUGGAGUGUGACAAGUUGUAUCUUGACCAGCAAGUGAUGGGAAUGUGCCAACUGCACAUUAUGGGUGUACGAUGGGUCUGUCAGUCACGUUUUUCUGGCAGGGUGGGAUCACUAUGGCUCCUUCUUGACAGCUGAGUCAAAAGCAGGAACUUCAUCUGGAAGCCAGGUGUUACUUUCGAGCUAUACUUCCUCCCAAGGAGUACAAUUAUAAACAUCUAAAAAAUAAAGUUCUAGAAGUGUGUGCAGAAAUUCUCCUAGAUUGGAAUGUAAAUAGGACAGUCUGAACCGGUCACUGUCAUGAAUUCUCUUGCUGAUACAGAAGGAUCUGUCAUGCAGUAGAGCGUGGACUGGUCUUUAUGCUUUUAAGGGGAAGCCUUAUGAAGAUGGAGCUGUUUUCUUCACUUUAUUGUUCCCCCCUCCACUUUCCUUCAGCAGAGGUUAUUUGUCUUCAGGCAGUUCUGGGUUACAUGGAGGGGUGCAGUGCCAGUCUCAGAUUUGCUGUCCUGGCACAGCUGGGCGUGCAGCUUUCAGAAGGCAGCGUUCAGAAAGGAAAGGCACAACGUUCUGAUGCUACAUUAAUCUCAUUUAAUCUCAUUGUGUCUUGUUUGAAGAUACUCAGCAGUAAUAGACAGAAACAAAGCCAUAAUGUUUUGUGAUUUCUAGAAAAUAUGAGAAAAAUGUCUUUAAUUUUUUUCCCCCGUGGAUGUGUUCUGGUUUUGCUCUGAAUUCCAUGUAGGUAAUUUCUUGGAAAUUAUAGUUUGAGUUUUGUGGAGAUCAAGACUCUGUGGGGAGAGCUGAGGAGAAGAGGGGGUGUGCUCAGGCACUGAGGCCAGCAGCACUGGGAGCAGCGGGAGCUGUGGGUCAGUGUGAUGGAGCUGGGGGAGCAUGGCAGGGAAGAGAAGCUCUGCUCUGAGGGGUCAUUUCCUUGGGGAAGGGAGCAAAGUUCAGGAACAUGAGGCUCACAGAGGGAACGGGUGAGGGACAGGGCUGGGGGAUGCUGGGAUGUGCUGGGGAAUUGCAAGGAGCUAGAGCUUCUGAGCUUAAGGGGGAUAGAGGCUCUGUGACAGGAUGGCUGCAGUUUACGUAGGGUAUUUAAGUAUCUGGCCAACUUAAUUCACUUGUGGGGAACCAUGUGUUUGAUCCUGUUCUUCUUCUCUCUUCCCCCCUCCUGAUCUUUCUGAUCUCCAGAAUACAGUACUACCACACAGAUGUCCAAUUGCUUUCAGCCCGGUGAAGGGCUGGGUCCCUUUAAAUACCAGUCCCCUUACUUGAACAUUUUUUCUUCAUGACAUUUUUCUCCUGUUUUGAUGAAGCAAAGUAUAGUUUGCUCACUUUAUUAAAAAUACAUUUCUCUUUCAUCCUUCAUUUUGACACCUGCCUUGCUGCCUAAAAGGAAAUAAAAUGCUUGCUGGCAGGAUUCCACCAUUGAGUUCCUGAGAUUAUAAAUACAUUCCUCCUCCUAAUUACCUUUGAAAUAUGCUUGAGCCUAACAUUUUAUUCAGGGAAAAAACAAAACAAAACAAAAAAACAAAAAACCCGUGUUAUACUGCUUCCUCUCUUCCAUUCAUCAGUGGCAUCUAAAAUAGUUUUCAUUUUUGGGGUAUUUCAGUAAUAGCAAUUGCUGUGUAUUCCUGGGCAAUAGAAAACAAGGUUCUUAUGCACCAAAAGAAUAAGAGCACAAAAUUUAGAGCACAGUUGACAAAAAGGUAUUAUGCAGAACAGGACAGUGGAGUAAAGGAGCCUGGCUGAAGGGAGAAACCAGCAGGAAUAGCUCCUUGAAAAGAAAUCUCUAUGAAUGGAAGCAGAACCUAUUCAUUUUGUGCCCACUUUAUGCAAGUGUUGUGGGGAUUCAUAGUCUUUUGUCCUAGAAGUAAAUGGUUUUGUUAUUUCUCUAUAUAAAAUCUUUACCUGCUAAAUAACCAGAAGCCCAGAUGACAUAAUGCCACAGAAGCUGCCGCUGAGCGUGUUUCUCUCGGCCCCUUUCCCUAAAUGUCCAGUCACUUAAAUGCUGAAUUAUAUAAUGAAUGACAGUCCUCAUGGCUAACCUUGUUUUCUCAUUCUUAGUGCUCCUCCUUGUUUCAGAAACUUCCUCUGUUAGUUUCAUUAUGUUCUUGGAACUCGAAUUAAGAGGGAGGAGCUGGCUGGCAAGGAAAAUCAUUCCCUCAUUUCACUCCUUGGCCAUCAAGUGUGGAGAGUCAGCAGUCAGGAAAAAAAAAAAAGAAAAAAAAAAUACUGGAGGAUUAUGCUUUGAACAACGGUGUAAUGUGAGGAUGAAAUGUUUGACAUCUACAGGAAGGUGCCAAAAGACCUUACACAGCCAACCUACACAGGGGCUAUUAUCUCUGUCUGCUGCUGUCUCUUCAUACUGUUUCUCUUCCUGUCUGAGCUCACCGGAUUCAUAGCCACUGAAAUAGUUAAUGAGCUGUACGUGGAUGACCCAGACAAAGACAGUGGAGGUAAAAUAGAAGUGAAUCUAAACAUCAGUUUACCAAAUCUGCAUUGUGAAUUAGUUGGACUAGACAUCCAGGAUGAAAUGGGAAGGCAUGAAGUGGGUCACAUAGACAACUCAAUGAAGAUACCUCUCAAUAACGGAGAUGGCUGUAGAUUCGAGGGACAUUUCAGCAUCAAUAAGGUCCCUGGUAACUUUCACGUGUCAACGCACAGUGCCACUGCGCAGCCUCAGAAUCCUGACAUGACUCACAUCAUCCACAAGCUCUCAUUUGGGGACAAGUUACAGGUCCAGAAUGUUCAUGGAGCAUUCAACGCCUUGGAGGGAGCAGACAAACUCAGCUCAAAUCCUCUAGCCUCUCAUGACUACAUACUGAAGAUAGUCCCAACAGUGUACGAAGACAUGAGCGGCAAGCAGCGAUACUCCUACCAAUAUACGGUCGCUAAUAAGGAGUAUGUAGCCUACAGUCACACUGGCCGCAUUAUCCCAGCUAUCUGGUUUCGUUAUGAUUUGAGUCCUAUCACAGUGAAAUACACAGAGAGGCGACAGCCUUUGUACAGGUUUAUCACAUCGAUAUGUGCCAUCAUUGGGGGAACAUUUACUGUAGCUGGGAUCCUUGACUCCUGCAUUUUCACAGCAUCAGAAGCCUGGAAGAAGAUCCAGCUGGGGAAAAUGCAGUAGCAGUGAAACUCUAAACUAGUCUUCAAGGACAGGAGCAAAGAUUGAGAAACCCACCACUACCUGUUUUUGUCUUUAUUUUCUACUUGAUUGAAUCAGUGCGUUUUUCUCUAAUCAGGCUGUUCAGUGAAGACCUCUUCAACUAAUCAAAGAAGUCUCCAUGCGUUUCCGAGCUCUGAGAGCAAAACAACAAAAAUUAAUGCAAUCAUGUCUUGGGUUUCGAUUCUAUGUCCCCAGAAAGAGAAGUUGAAAUGCCAUGUAUGAAAUACACUGUCAGAUCUAAGUAAGGAUAAUAGCAGCUUCUUGGGGAGGUUUCUGUGGCAGUAUACAAGCUAGGUAGUAGAUUGCAAAGAGUUAAGCUGUCUUGUGGCACUUUUUGGAAUUUGUUGGAUUUGCAUGAUUAGACAAUCGACUUACAUAUAAAGCAGAAUUAUACAUUAGGAAGAAAUUCCACCCAUGGUGCCAAAAAGGUGAUGUAUCUGUUGGUGAGGAAUGGAAAGUGUUAGUUCCCGUAGCAGGCUUUAGAGACAGAGGUCAGAAAUAACAUCAAGAAAUGUCUUGUGCUUUUAUGGAAAGCUCUUUGGUUCAGAUAUGACCUUUUUUCAUGAAAUGAACAAAUUUGAGGAGAAGACCAUCCCCCAGCUACCUUUUCCUGGAUAAUCUGUGGUCCAGGCAGAGGAAGGCCUUUUACUCUGGAUGUAAAAGUGAUUUAAUUUCUUCCCAGAAACUGAAUAUCCAGUCUUGUGUUUACAGGUGGCAUGAAGUAAAAACCAAACUGAGCAACACAGUUUUAUGUGGCCUUUGCUUUGAAAGGGAGUAGUUGUCUUUACAGUGUUAGCUUUUAUUCUUUCUUCUGUUGGUUUUCUUCUUGGUUUUUUUUAUUUUAAACACAGACCACCCAGCAAUCUGGACUCUGCAUUUCUGCAUUAUUAUUCUUGUUGUCGUCAUUUUGAAAAAGCAGUUUUCCAUUCUAUGUGUUCAGAGAAAAAACGGUGAAGCCUUCUGGGUGAAUGAGCACAGCUUACUGUCUUGCUUUGUGUGUGUAUAUUGAGUACACCUGUACAACACAGAAGUCUGUCUUUUCACGGUUUAAGGUGCCUACCUGUUUCUUUACAAUUCAGCCAGGCAUCUUUUCUGAGCCCUACACUGACACUGUUCACCCACAGGUACAGGAGUAGCGGGGCAGGCAUUCCCACAAACACCCCUGCUAGUUGUUCUGUUCUAUUCCUCCAAGUGGUACUGAACUUCCAUGCCCAUUUAUUAUGGCCUUGUCCUCUGAGCCCUCCAGUAACUGGAGGCACGGGGGGAGAACUGUUGCCGGGUGCGGCUUGCAUGCUAUGGUUGACGUGAGUUCACUGCAAAGUAGACCAAUGCCCACUGGUGCAUUUUCCAUAGCCUCCUAGAUGUUCCUUGGUUAGUAACUGUCUCUGCAUGCUUUGUAUGUGUCUGAGCUGAGGAUACACGGAUUUUAAGCGUUCCAGAAUGAUUAAAAAUCCUUAAUCGAUGCUAUAAAUUCUAAGAUGGGUGCAGGAUUUCUCUUGGGUAGUGUCUGCUGUCCAUUGCCCUUUCCUGGAGGCAAAAGUAUCCAAACAUCAUGUUGGAAUGAUACGAAUCUUUGAAUUAUCAGUGUUAAUGCUAGAGUCAGAUGCAUUUCAAAAGUAUUCCUAAUACAUGUCUGUUGAAAUUGUCUCAUUGCUUUGGAAGUAGGGAAGGUCUCCAGUUUUAUCUGCACACACACACACACGCCAAAAAGAAAAAUGAAAAGGCCAACAACCCCCCCCCCCCCCCAACCCCAUUCUCUGCCCUGUAGUGACUUCUGACAAGUUACAGCAUUGGAAUUAUUCCCUGUUCUUAUUAUGGACCGAUUGCUGUUCCCUUAGGUGUAAACUGGAUUGUGUAACUUCCUGUAUCUGUUAAUGUAUGGAUAGAUUUUAUACGGUUUUUUUUUUUUUUUCCAUUUACAAAAAUCAACUUGAAAACGAGAUGUUUGUCUUCAUUUCGGUGUGUGCGUCCGUCUGUCCCUGAGCGGUACCCACCAGGUGGCAGCGAUGCCUGCUGGCAGCCUGGGGUUUUUCCAUUGCAAUUCCUGCUGCUGCUGCCUGAAGGAUUUCCUCCAAUCCACUGCCACCAACUGAAGCUUAAAGCAAAAACGUCCUCGUCUUUCCCUCUUGAAUUUGCUGAAUGUUUGCUCACACCUCGGGGACCUGGUGGAUGACAAGGAUGCCAUUUUAAUGCCUUGUUGAGGCAUCUCUGUAGCACAUCGGGUUAUGCUUUUGGUUUUCUGAAGUUUUUUCCAUGUUAGAAUCUCUUCAGAACGAACUGGCAAAGUUGGUUGCGGAUGUCUUUGUGUCUCAUACCCCCAGCGUGCUUUUUCUGCCCUCCUCCCCCUCUCUCCGGAUGCAGUGCUGCCUUCUGUGCAGUCCGGGCCAGUCCUUUAAACCAGAUCACUGAGAUUGUUUGGCUUUUUUUGGAAAUAACAGAUGCAUGCUUUGGUGUGCUUGCUUUCGCUCCCAAAACGUCCCCUGCAAUAACGUAAUAAAUCACUUUUUUCUUUUUGCUAAAUGUGGAGAUCAAAUUGUACUCAAGUUCUGGCAAAAGAAACAGCCUGCACCUUGGUUCUCCGAGCCAGGCGAAGCCUCUGAGUGCUGCCAAGCCAAGGCUGACUUUGGGGUCUGCUGUACGUUGCAGCAAGCUCAUCCCUCCAGUGUGGCCUGCUGCAUCACGUAAUGUUGCUGCACCGUUUGAUUACAGAGGAAUUCACUCUUAAUCUCUCCAGAUGUGAAGGCGAGGUGCUUACUGCUGUAGCAGUACUGCCCCGUGUGUAUAUGUGUCAUUACAUUUCAUUCCAGUCUCAAACACGUUCUGUGGGCAAAAUGAGCGUAGCUACACUUCUAAGCAUCAAUGCAAGCAAAAAUGUUUUCAAGCCGUAGUGGAAGGAGAACCACUGUUUGUAGGUGUUCACCCAUAUGCUUGGAUUUGCUCCUUCAAAUCAGUAUUUUGACAGAAUUAUUUGUGGUUUUCCAAGAGAAAUAACCCCGUAGGAAGUAAAAUGUGUACAGCUUGUGUAUAUUCUGGUUUAAAUAAACCUCCCUGAAGCUACGCUGCAACAUGCAAUGAGGACGUGCAGUAUAGGAUGCUUCGCAGCACUGGGGUUAGAAUUGUAGGUCUGGGGAAGCUGCAGGGCUGUGCUCUGUGGGGUGUGGGCACUGCGGGCUGCUGAGGGGCUUUGGGGGGAAAAAAAGGAAAUUGGGUGAAAAGCAAAAAAAAAAAAGAUGUUAGUGAAUGUUUGAUCUAUCAAAUGUUUGCAUUCAGCUCUGCAAAAAGCAGAAUCUGCAGUGUAGGUGGCAGUGGUUAGAAUUAAUUUCCUGAAUGUUUCUCGUUUCAAUUCGCUUUUUAUUUGUGUGCUCCACAGACUGUUGGAGCUGGAAAUGUCUGCAGGGAGGAUCUGCUGUAGGACAGCCGUGUGGAGGUCCAGAAAGUGUGCCAGGGGGGUAUUUCUCAACAGUCCUUGGAAGAAGGCAGGGGGGCAGGGUUGUCAUCCUGUGCUGUGUCAAGGCAGCGUGUACAGCACAAGUCUGCAUUUUUACAGUGGAGUUUAUUAAGGAGUCCUCUCAUUUCCCUUUUAAUUUGCAACCUUAUGUUAAUAAACUAUUAGCUGGUUUUAGUUCUGUAAUUAAGAAUAAAACUCUUCCGUGUUUGGAUUGGCUUCUUGUUGCACUGCCAUUGCAAAAUCAACGUAAAAGGGUUUUUUUGUUUUGCUUUUAAUUACUAUUCCAAUGAACUGAGCGUUAUCACACCAUGAAAUCACUUCAGGGCAGGUCACCCUGCGGAAAGCUGCCACGAGGCUCUGUUGUAAUCAGCACUGAGUCACGUCUGGACGUCCAGUGCUGGGUUUGAACAGCACCAAGUGUCCUCACCUCCUUAUGUCUUUGAAUGAGGUGUGCGGAUUGUGCUUGGAGCUCCGUUUUGGCUUCCCUCACUUGGUUUUUAAGUAACCCUCUUUUGUCCUCCCUCUCUUCCAUUUCCUUCUAGCCUUGCUUCACAAAGCAUUUGGAAAUGAGUCGAGGCAGUUAGCAAAGAUUAAAUGCUGAGAUGUUCCACGCAGUGAAUUUGGCACCACGUCCACCUGGGAUGGCUCCUGCCUGCCUCUGGGAGCCCCAAACCCCCGACGUGCUGCGCUGCUCCUCCCUGAGGGUGGUUGGGGUCGUUUCUGUCAGCAGCACCUUCUGCCGUCAGAUGGUUUCCUUGAAAAUAAACUUGUGCCCACGGAGAACAACAUAGCAAAGUAAUCACACAGCGUCUGUCAGGAGCGCAGGCAGUGCAUGCAGGUGGUGAAGGAGGUGGUGCAGUGACGGUGCGCACAGUUGCAGGAAAGUUGCAGCAAUGGGGGUCUGGGCUGAAAAAUUUGAAUCCGAGUGGUUUCCAGGAGGAUGUCCGGGUGGUACCGGGGGGGGAAUGCCGGCUGGGACCUCGCAGCUGCAGGCCGGGUAGCAGCAGCCCUGCGCAGUUGACCUCCGGCCGCGAGGGGGCGCAAUUGGCUCCGGCUCCUCGCGCGGCCUGUGGCGCGGGCCCGGCGGCCCCUUGCGGAAGCGGAAGUACUUCGUCCUCCUCUUUCCGGGCGACCGUCGCGGAGGCUGCAGCGGCCAAAAUGAAGUUCAACCCGUUCGUAACUUCAGACCGCAGCAAGAACCGCAAACGGCACUUCAAUGCCCCUUCUCACAUCCGGAGAAAAAUAAUGUCCUCCCCGCUGU
Messenger RNA from Gallus gallus (chicken), 8038 nucleotides. RefSeq names its product endoplasmic reticulum-golgi intermediate compartment 1 (gene ERGIC1). The record is from RefSeq and is a predicted model, not a curated record. Gene Ontology annotation, cellular component: COPII-coated ER to Golgi transport vesicle; endoplasmic reticulum membrane; endoplasmic reticulum. The transcript is spliced from 11 exons. Gene Ontology annotation, biological process: retrograde vesicle-mediated transport, Golgi to endoplasmic reticulum; endoplasmic reticulum to Golgi vesicle-mediated transport. Lineage: Eukaryota; Metazoa; Chordata; Aves; Galliformes; Phasianidae. Bases 2436 to 3290 code for a protein of 284 amino acids.